This is a messenger RNA of Papilio xuthus (Asian swallowtail), 614 nucleotides long. RefSeq lists its product as uncharacterized. The record is from RefSeq and is a predicted model, not a curated record. Bases 1 to 294 code for a protein of 97 amino acids. NCBI's taxonomy places the organism in Eukaryota, Metazoa, Arthropoda, Insecta, Lepidoptera, Papilionidae. The transcript has 2 exons.
AUGGAAGAGGAGAUGACAUCAUUGUCUCUUGCUUAUUUGCUAUUUCUGCCACAUCAGUGCUCGGAGCCCGGCAGCGCGCGGCUCUCCGCCGAGGAUAUCGUGUCAGUGGCCAACGGCGGCGCGGUCACGCCCUCCGGCGCUCUGCGGCACUACCUCGCCCCGCCCCCACCGCCGGCCACGCCCCCCGCCGCGCUCGCCCCGCCCCUCUCGCUCAGCGCGCGCUCGCUGCGACACGCCCCCUGCGACUGUCUGCCGCAACAUCCCAUACCGCCGCCGGAACUCUUCCACUUUUGAUUACAUUCAUACACUCAUACAUACAACAUACAUACAUACAUAUACAUACUUUGUUGGAAAUAUGCUUACAAGUAAUGAAAGCAAUAGUUUUUGUUGUCAAAUGAUAAUUACUUUUGCACUACUUAACGCCUGCAAUAUUAUAAUAGCAAAGUUUAAACAUAUUACCAACAAAAUAUUGAAUAUAAUUACACUUUGGAACAAACGAAAUUUAAAUUAAAUGUCUUCGUUUAAUUUGUAGUUUCAAAAUGUAAUGACAUUUUAAAUAAUUUAGAAUAAUGUGUACACAUUUCUGCUACUUUUUUUUUUAAUAUGUUGAAGUA